AUGGCUGCCAACCAUCACCAUUCGCCGACACUGCUUCAACUGCAGCAGCAGCAGCAGCAGCAGCAGCAGCAUCAGGCGCAUGCCGCUGCCCACCAGCAGCCCCCGCCUCCCCACCCGGCUGCCCUCCAGCAAGGAGCCCACUAUGGCGCGUCGCAUCCCGUAGCUCAGGUCAAUGAGGCAGUGUGGCUUCAGAUAGGAAGCUUCUCGGAGCUCUUGCGUGUCCCUGACGAGGCCAUGCACGCAUACGAGCGUGCUCUCCAGGCCAACCCCAACUCGACCGCCGCCAUGAACGCGAUCGGCAUGCUUCUCAAGGGCCGCGAGGCUUACGAAAAGGCCCUCGAAUUCUUUCGCGCAAUCGUUCAGCUCGAGCCUACCAACGGAGAGGCUUGGGGCAACCUUGGACAGUGCUACCUCAUGUCGGAAAAUCUCCAAAAGGCCUAUGACGCGUACCAGCAGGCCCUCGUCAAUCUUCGGGAUGCCAAGGACCCCAUGCUCUGGUACGGUAUCGGUAUCCUCUAUGACCGCUAUGGCAGCUACGACUACGCCGAGGAGGCCUUCUCCCAGGUUAUGCAGAUCCAGCCCGACUUUGAGAAGGCCAAUGAGAUUUACUUCCGUCUUGGCAUAAUAUACAAGCAGCAAUCCAAGUUUGCCAACAGUCUUGAGUGCUUCAAGUACAUUGUCAACUCGCCGCCUGCUCCCCUGUCUCAGGAUGAUAUCUGGUUCCAAAUCGGCCAUGUUCACGAGCAGCAGAAGGAGUUUGAUGCUGCCAAGAACGCCUACAACCGCGUUCUCGAGAACACUCCUAACCACGCCAAGGUCCUCCAGCAGCUGGGCUGGCUUCAUCAUCAGCAGAGCAAUGCCUACGAUGUGCAGGAGCGCGCGAUCCAGUACCUGGAGAAGUCGGUCGGCGCCGAUAACCAGGACGCCCAGAGCUGGUACCUCCUGGGCCGUUGCUACAUGUCGCAGCAGAAAUACCCCAAGGCGUACGAGGCCUACCAGCAGGCCGUGUACCGCGACGGGAGGAACCCGACCUUUUGGUGCUCUAUCGGUGUGCUGUACUACCAGAUCAACCAGUACAGGGAUGCCCUUGACGCCUACUCUCGCGCAAUCCGCCUGAACCCCUACAUCUCCGAGGUCUGGUACGACCUGGGCACUCUGAUCACCGAUGCCCUGGACGCCUAUCAGCGCGCUGCCGAGCUCGACCCCACGAACCCCCACAUCAAGGCCCGACUUCAGCUCCUGCGAUCGGGCGCUAGCAACGGCGGUCCGCCGCCCACCGCCCCCCAGCCCGCCGACGUACACCCGCAAGCCUACCAGGCUGCCGGCCCCGUGGGCCCUAACUGGAACAAUGCCGUCCAGCAGCCCGCCAGCAACGGCCCGCCUCACACACCUCAGGGUACGCCCGCCGGUGAGAACUGGGCCGGCAGGCUGUCCAACGUCAACCCUCCUCCCCAGCCCCCCAACCCUUUUGGCAAUGAGCCCCCUGCGGCGGCGGCUCCUCCCGCCGACUCGUACCGCGGACAGCCUCCCCUGGGCCCCCAGCGUCAGCCUACCCCCCUGCAGGACGUCCGUCAGGGCUACCCGGAGCCUAGCCGCUCGGCCGCUGCCGCGCGCCGGGUCCAGUCUCCAGCCCCCGCAGCCCACUACGCGCAGCCUCCCCCUCCAGCUCAGGCCCCCCCUCCCCACGCCGUGGCCCCGGAGGGCCGCGUCGUCAACCCCAACUGGUCCGGAGCGACACCUUCGGCUGCCGCGCCGCCUAGCCACAGCGCUGGCGCCGGCAUCGUCGACGGGGCGACCCCCUUCCGGGCUGCCAACAGCCCUCGCCUCGAGGGACGUAUCAUCAUCCACGACACGCGCAUGCCGUCCCCCAAGUCGGCUUACCCGCCUCAGUCGGCGUACGCCCCCCAGCCUGAAGCCCCCCCGCCUCAGGCGGUGGUCGAGGCUAGUCUGCCUCCCCCCCCGCCGCCGCCCCCGGCUGCUGUCGUGGCCCCGGAGGUGGCGGCCCCUCGUGUAGAUGAGCGCCCCGGCUCGACCGGCCCCAAGCGUCUGCGCGAGUGGGAGGAGGAGUCGUCGGCCAAGAAGCAGGCCAACGAAGAGAACCGUGCUCGCCUGGAGGAUAUGCAUCACCGCCGUCCGUCGACGCCGCCUCGUGACGGUGGCUUCCGCCGCAACUCCGGAUCCGACCUCAGGCGCAGCGACGAGCGCCGCCGCUCCGACGAGGCCAAGAGGUCCGUCGUUGCCGCCGCCAAUGAGGAGCCUCCCCGCCACCCCCGCGAGGGAUACCACCCGUCCGAGGCUGCCCACCACCAGCACAACCACUCGUCUUCCAACUCGCAGCCUCCGCCCAUCCCCGCCCCCACCGGCGUUACGUCGGCUCCCGGCUCGACGACGGGCAACUCCCUAGACAAGACGGUCUCGGCUGCCGCCACUCCCAAGGAGGAGCGUGCCAACCCGGCCGACCAUGCUGCCGCUGCCGUUUCCGGCACCCCGGUCCCUGCCAGCGCCGCUCCGGCACCUCCCGGUGAGCCCGAGCGCGCUGCCAGGAAGAUGGACGUCGACGACGACUAUGACGACAGCGGUGAGGACGAGAAGAAGGCGUCCCUUGCGAAGGUGUCGGCCGGUGUCAAGAUUGAGUCCGAGACGUCCCCCGCCGCUGCCGGUGCCGUGAAUGGCAGUGCGACCGCUGUUCCCAAGGCGGAGUAG
Geosmithia morbida is the source of this 2703-nucleotide messenger RNA. RefSeq names its product Tetratricopeptide (TPR) repeat. The transcript is spliced from 6 exons. The record is from RefSeq and is a predicted model, not a curated record. Lineage: Eukaryota; Fungi; Ascomycota; Sordariomycetes; Hypocreales; Bionectriaceae. The coding region runs from base 1 to 2703 and encodes 900 amino acids. Gene Ontology annotation, molecular function: RNA polymerase II cis-regulatory region sequence-specific DNA binding; protein binding; chromatin DNA binding. Gene Ontology annotation, biological process: regulation of gene expression.